Messenger RNA from Strongylus vulgaris, 374 nucleotides. Lineage: Eukaryota; Metazoa; Nematoda; Chromadorea; Rhabditida; Strongylidae. The record is from the annotation of a GenBank genome assembly.
ACUAGACGUGGCAGCAGUAUUGUCAGCAGCACUGAGCAUACUCCACUCAGCAGAGAUUUCGUCUACACCCUCCAUCACAAUUUCAAAUCAUGUCUUCUCUACGGCAAAAACAAUGUCGGUGUUGCUAAUGGAGAUGCGCCAGCUGUUAAAGACGACACAUCACCGUCAACGUUGACACUCGUCAACUGUGAUGGCGUGCAAUGCCCUCCACUGCAGAUGUCAGCCGGUCAGCAUUCCCUCGUCUUCCUUACGUCGCUUGAAGCAGGACUAGCUCCAACGCAUCGUCUUGAUCCCCCUCUUUGGGGAGGACCCGGCAAAGGUAAUUCCAUUCCUUCUUACAUUUUUUACUCUUUGAAAAAAGGCAAUCUUUAAGG